AUGGUGGAAGGCGAACACGGAACUCCCACAUGGAAGUUCACCCAAUGCUUUGGCGAUAAAGGGGAUGUGGAAGACAUCACAGAGGCGGACAUCAUCUCGACGGUCGAAUUUGAUCACACCGGCAACUAUCUUGCAACAGGAGACAAAGGUGGUCGUGUUGUCUUGUUCGAACGGAAUGAAAGUAAGAAGACUUGCGAAUACAAAUUCCACACCGAGUUCCAGUCUCACGAACCCGAAUUCGAUUACCUCAAAUCUUUGGAAAUAGAGGAAAAGAUCAACAAGAUCAAAUGGUGCAAACGUCAAAAUGCCUCCCACUACCUCCUGUCCACAAACGACAAGACGAUCAAGCUAUGGAAGGUUUUCGAAAAGUCCCUCAAGGUCGUCGCAGAGAACAACCUCUCCAAUGAAUUGACUCCAGCAGGUGUUCCCGGCGGAGGCGCCGCCCGUCCUCCUCGCAUCCACUUCAAGGACGCCUCACAGCUCAAACUCCCCCGAAUGACUCAUCACGACACUGUUGUAGCUGCGGUUCCUCGACGAACGUACGCAAAUGCGCACGCCUAUCACAUCAACAGCAUCUCCGUCAACAGCGACCAAGAAACCUUCAUCAGCAGUGACGACCUCCGGAUCAACCUGUGGAACCUCAAUAUCCAAGAUCAAAGCUUCAACAUCGUUGACAUCAAACCGGCGAACAUGGAGGAGCUUACUGAAGUCAUCACGGCCGCCGAGUUCCAUCCGAUCAGUUGCAACUGGUUCAUGUAUGCCAGCUCCAAAGGCACCAUCAAGUUGGCUGAUAUGCGUGAGAGUGCUCUCUGCGACCAGCAUGCUAAACAGUUCGAACAAGAAGAAGACCCCUCCACUCGAUCAUUUUUCUCCGAAAUCAUCUCCUCCAUUUCCGACGUCCGCUUCUCCCAUGAUGGCAGGUACAUUCUUUCGAGAGAUUAUUUGACGGUCAAGAUCUGGGACGUGAACAUGGAAAGACAACCCGUCAAGACGAUACCAAUCCACGAGCACUUGCGCCCGCGUCUGUGCGAUACGUACGAAAACGACAGCAUCUUUGACAAGUUUGAGGUGGUGUUCAGUGGAGAUGGCAAGAAUGUCAUGACCGGAAGCUACAACAACAAUUUCAUGAUCUAUCCCUCCGACCCCGAGCAAGAGACAGAAGUGGUACUCCAAGCCGACAAAUCGGCCUUCAAGGCUAAGAAAGUUGGAGUGCCGACUCCUAUCAACUCUACCAGCCCCAACGGAAACAAGAAGGGAAGCUCGAGAGCAGGAAGUCCUGCGGCCGGGGCCGGAAGUCGCAUGAGAAAGGAGACGGACGCCGACCAGAUCGACUUCAACAAAAAGAUCCUGCACAUGAGCUGGCAUCCAUUUGAGGACAGCAUUGCCAUUGCAGCAACCAACAAUCUCUUUGUCUUUUCUGCACUAUAG
Exophiala dermatitidis NIH/UT8656 is the source of this 1428-nucleotide messenger RNA. RefSeq names its product protein phosphatase PP2A regulatory subunit B. Gene Ontology annotation, molecular function: protein phosphatase regulator activity; protein binding. The coding region runs from base 1 to 1428 and encodes 475 amino acids. The transcript has 4 exons. Gene Ontology annotation, cellular component: protein phosphatase type 2A complex; cytosol. Gene Ontology annotation, biological process: peptidyl-serine dephosphorylation. The record is from RefSeq and is a predicted model, not a curated record. NCBI's taxonomy places the organism in Eukaryota, Fungi, Ascomycota, Eurotiomycetes, Chaetothyriales, Herpotrichiellaceae.